AUGGCCCAGCUGCUUGUGCGUUCUGGCCACAAACCAGUCUGCACUGCUAAAUGGAACAGCCCACCCAAUCAGAAGGAGAGCAUCCGGAUCGAGGAGUUGGUGGAGAAGAUUGCAAAUCUGAAGGAUCAAGGACUGACUGCAGCUGGAAUAGCUUGGAGUUUCAUUAAACGUCGGAUCCAGCCACUUCAAGAGCGAUCAGUACCCGGCUACUUGUACAAGGGCCCAGAGGAUCCAUCAAGGCUGAAGGAGGAUCUCACCCAUGAUGAGAUCUUGGAAAGGGUCGGGAAAUUCUUGACAGGUGUCCAUUCCGAGCCCAAGACUCCUCCCGAGUACUCUGCGACCAACUCUCCUCCGUCAGAACAUAUUGCUUUAUAUCACUCCCCACCCCCCUUGCCAGAGCAUUUGACCGCUGAUCAGAUGACAGAAGCUGAGAUAUCUGGCAGCAAAGAACUUAUAAGCCAACGAGCAAAGGCUGCCGCUCAAUCAAGCUCAGGGUCGAAGAGACCAGUGGAGGAGGGGAGGCUGCAGGUGCAAGUGCCUAAGAAGAGUCGAACUGUGGCAAAGGUCAGAAUGUGUCACGCCAGUGAAGAUAAGAUGCCUGGAUGUCUUCCCAUGACGUUGGUUACUACUUCCUCAGGUACAGGUCAUCAGUUAGGUACAGCUCGUCAGUUAUUUCCUCAAGCUUCAAGCCCCAUUUCAGGUUUAUCAACCACAGAUCCAUUGCUGUUAGAGGGGGGGAUGCAAAUCGAAGACCCCCGUGACGAAACAGAACAUUCAAGGAUCGUUCCAAAGGCAUCAAACACAGAUCCAUUGCUGUCAGCGGGGAUGCAAAUCAAACCCCCCCUUCAGGACUUGCAAGGACCAUCUCCAGAUGUUAUUCCUCUCGGCUCGCUGUGUUUUGAGUUCAAGCAAUAUAAGAAAAAACCUGUUUCAAUAGCAGCAGCACCUCCAAUGAUGACUGCUGCAGUGCUACCCUCCUCAGCUGAAGCCUCACAGCAUCUGACUAUUUCUGUAGUCCAUGAGCUGGGUACUCGCCCAUCUGACAAUGUAUCAGCCAGUGAAGAUAAGAUGCCUGAAGGUCUUCCCACUCUAGUUGCUAAAUCUGAGGGUGAAGUGCUGAAUCAGAUACUAAACUCGGCACUGCUGAAACAGACCAACCAACUACUCACCCGCGCAGAGUCUGCAGAAGCAAAGUUGGCUGAAAAACAAGAGCGCUCGGCCAAGCUCAGAACAUGUCAUCUUGCUGUUCUUGCUGUCCUCGAGAAACAGAUCAAUUCUCUCAAGGAGGAGAAUACAAAAAUUUCGACUUCUCUGAAAGAGCAUGCUCAAACUGAAACCAUACUCAAGGAACAGCUGACCAACCAGAUGGAUUGCUGCAAACACGCUAUCAAUCAGCUGCGCGAGGCUCAGAACACGCGCAAGGAGACAUAUUCUCAGUUUUUAACUAGUAUACAGGAGAUCCAAACGCUGAAUAGAUCCCUGGCCGAAGCUGAAGAAGAUAAAGAAAAAAUCAAGGAGGCUGCCACCCCAAUUCUCAAAUUAGUCUCCAGAUUGUCUGAGAAUCAAGCUUCGACUCCGUUCCUGGAUCAACUGAGAGAAGUACCUGGAUUGAUCCGAGUAUACUGUAAGAAAGCAGCUAGAGUCUGUACUUCAAGAGUACUCGGAACAGUGAGAGCAUACUACCCUGGUCUUGAUCUGACUCGAGUUGGUGAGGGCAAGCCAAAGGACUGCUCAGCUGAAGACUUUGCCAGUCAUAUUGUUGCAAUGGAACCAGUAGCAGAUAGUCUGAUCGAAUCAUUCACCUUGUGA
Molecule: messenger RNA, 1809 nt
Organism: Miscanthus lutarioriparius
Lineage: Eukaryota; Viridiplantae; Streptophyta; Magnoliopsida; Poales; Poaceae
Source: the annotation of a GenBank genome assembly